GAAAAUACUUCUUUGCGCGAACGUUUGGGCAAAGAAGAAAUACAACUCCCAGUGACCAUCGGGCGAAAGAAACAUCGCGAGAUGUUGUUUGAUAUGAGAAGUUGGUCAUGUGAAAGUGAGUGUGGGGAUUCCUGCCUUGGGCCUGGAACAUACCUGAAUUCAUAAACAUAAGGAGCAAUGGAACAUAUACGGAUAUAACAUAUAACAGAAAUAAAACUAAAGGAAAAUCACCCAGACAGCUGCAAGGUGGAGUCCAAGGCCCAGAGAGGCAGAAGUGGUGUGUUGUGGGGACGGUGAUACAUUGGUUUCUGAGUCGGAAGGGUGGCGAUGUCGAGCACAGCCAUGAAGAAGAAGGUGUUGCUGAUGGGGAAGAGUGGUUCCGGGAAGACCAGCAUGCGGUCAAUCAUCUUCGCCAAUUAUAUCGCCAGAGAUACGCGCAGGCUGGGGGCCACAAUUGAUGUGGAGCAUUCCCAUGUGCGAUUCCUGGGCAACCUGGUAUUGAACCUCUGGGACUGUGGAGGACAGGACACCUUCAUGGAAAACUACUUUACUAGCCAGAGGGACAACAUCUUCCGGAAUGUGGAGGUGCUGAUAUAUGUGUUUGACGUGGAGAGCCGUGAGCUGGAGAAGGACAUGCAUUACUACCAAUCUUGCCUGGAAGCCAUCCUGCAGAACUCCCCCGAUGCCAAGGUCUUCUGUCUGGUGCACAAGAUGGACCUGGUGCAGGAGGACCAGAGAGACCUGAUUUUUAAGGAGCGCGAAGAGGACCUGAGGCGGCUCUCCCGCCCCUUGGCCUGCACCUGCUUCAGGACGUCCAUAUGGGACGAGACUCUGUACAAGGCAUGGUCCAGCAUCGUCUACCAGUUGAUCCCCAACGUGCAGCAGCUGGAAUCCAACCUACGCAACUUCGCCCAGAUCAUCGAAGCGGAUGAAGUGCUGCUCUUCGAGAGAGCAACGUUCCUGGUGAUCUCACACUACCAGUGCAAGGAGCAGCGUGACGCACACAGGUUUGAGAAGAUCAGCAACAUCAUCAAGCAGUUCAAGCUGAGUUGUAGUAAACUGGCAGCCUCCUUCCAAAGCAUGGAGGUGCGCAAUUCCAAUUUCGCCGCCUUCAUCGACGUGUUCACCUCCAACACCUACGUUAUGGUGAUCAUGUCGGAUCCCUCCAUCCCCUCCGCAGCAACCCUCAUCAACAUCCGCAAUGCCAGGAAGCAUUUUGAGAAGCUGGAGCGCGUCGACGGCCCCAAGCACAGCCUGCACAUGCGAAUGCGCUGAGGCCCCGCCUCCGCCCGCACUCAGCCAAUCAGCCGCAAGCGUCCCGCUCCUGCGGCCCUGCCGCCUCGCUUAGGAGAUGAAAGCUUCAGAAAAUGCGUGAAACCAGCCCCGUGUUGCCGUCUUCACUCAAUCAUACUGUGUUUUCUACUGUAAAAGUACUAAAGAAAAUUAACCUGCCAUUUGUGGGGUGGGGGGGGUGUCACUUUCUCUGGAUUUCUUUUUGCAGGGGGACUGUGUACAUCACUUUUUUUUUCAUUUUUUAAUUUUUUUUGCCUAUGUAGUCUCUGUACACUGUGCACAUGCGGAGGAUUCACUUAGAAUAGAGCAAUUGCGCUUUUUAACACAAGGACUGUCACUAUAUCGGUCUGUUCUCUUCAUUCUUUUCCACAAAGACUUGAGCGAUGCAAGUAUCAAACAUGAGAAGUUAGUACAAGUUUUCUGUACAUCUUCUGCUAACACUGACACCAGUGAGAAACUCCCCGAAAAGUUUCGCCGCGUCCCGUAAGCGUGAGCAACGGCAACAGAAGUCCCAUUAAAACCCACCACAGCGGAUUACGUAACAUGGCUUUCAUAACAUGAGCUCCUUGCACAGUGUAUUGAAACAUGUUUUAUGGAAUUCUGUUGUGACAGGAUUGUACUCUAAAUAUUUUUUUUUGGUCUUAAAGUUAUUGAUAGUAUGAUUGAAAAAUGAUAGUAUGAUUAAAAAGAAUGGUUGAAGGACGUUUUUGCAAAGUGUGUGUGUUCAAGGACAGACAGAGGGCAGCGGGAAAAUUACAACACUGAAGGAUCAGAAAUUGCGCCAAUAUUUCACUACGAUUUUCAUUAUUUUGGGAGUAGUUUUCUUACAGUUGCAGAAAGUGUGUUGUAGGCAGAGGUGGAAAGUGUAGGUUCAGAAAGUACAAAUACAAACCAAGAUUUCGUAUCAGAAAGUAUAAAAACAGACUCAGGAUUUCGUUUCAACCAACCAGUUGAAUAUAAAAAGUCACAUUCACAGAGUACCCAUCUGGUUAAUGGAAGAGAAAAUCUUGGUCUGGAUUUGGAACCUGUACAACUUUCGGUGUGUUCCAGGCUCACCUCCGAGAACGCCUCGACUUAAAUGUUCCUCAUGUUGUGCGACUUGGUUUUGGGUUGCCAAGUAAAUAUGCAAAUAAAGAAAAUGGCUAGUAA
Messenger RNA from Paramormyrops kingsleyae, 2442 nucleotides. RefSeq names its product Ras-related GTP binding A (gene rraga). Gene Ontology annotation, biological process: cellular response to starvation; positive regulation of TORC1 signaling; negative regulation of autophagy. NCBI's taxonomy places the organism in Eukaryota, Metazoa, Chordata, Actinopteri, Osteoglossiformes, Mormyridae. The record is from RefSeq and is a predicted model, not a curated record. Gene Ontology annotation, molecular function: GTP binding; GTPase activity. Gene Ontology annotation, cellular component: nucleus; Gtr1-Gtr2 GTPase complex; lysosome.